Messenger RNA from Lottia gigantea (owl limpet), 1911 nucleotides. RefSeq lists its product as hypothetical. Gene Ontology annotation, cellular component: plasma membrane. Gene Ontology annotation, molecular function: ABC-type transporter activity; ATP hydrolysis activity; ATP binding. Gene Ontology annotation, biological process: cholesterol homeostasis. NCBI's taxonomy places the organism in Eukaryota, Metazoa, Mollusca, Gastropoda, Lottiidae. Bases 1 to 1911 code for a protein of 636 amino acids. The transcript is spliced from 10 exons. The record is from RefSeq and is a predicted model, not a curated record.
AUGGAACCAACACAAUAUCUCAAUCCUACAGCCCAGUACCGACAUUACGGUGUUAACAGUCACCCCAGACAGGUGUCCGACGGUCGCUCGUCUUUGACAAUCAAGGAUUUAAACUAUCAGGUGGACGAUAUCAAGGGUUAUUGGUGGCAGAAAUCCUGGUUUGAGGUGAAAAUAAAGAAGACAGUUUUAAAGAAUGUGAAUAUGUAUUUUACCAGUGGACAACUGGCAGCCAUUACAGGAAGUUCAGGGUCUGGUAAAACGUCAUUACUAGAUGUGAUAUCUGGUAGAGCAGAAGGAGAAGUGGAUGGUAAUGUUUAUGUUAAUAAUACUAUCUGUUCUGAGAAGUCGAUGAGGUCCAGGUCGUGUUAUGUAAUGCAGGCUGAUCGACUACUGCCCAAUCUAACAGUCCGUGAAACAUUGAGAUAUACAGCCUUUCUGAAACUUCCCGGUAAAACAACACAUAAACAGGUAGAUAAGGUUAUCCAGGACCUAGGAUUAAAAUCAGUAGCUGAUUCAUUGAUCGGGGCUACCAUCAAUAGAGGAAUAUCUGGAGGUGAAAGAAGACGAGUAACUAUUGCUGUUCAGCUAUUACAAGACCCUCAAAUCAUCCUAUUGGACGAACCAACCACUGGGUUAGAUAGUUUCACGGCUCGCUAUGUAGUCAAUAACCUCAGGGAUCUGGCCCACUCUGGUAAAAUAGUCAUUAUGUCUGUUCAUCAACCUCGAUACGACAUUCUUAAACUGUUUGAUCAGGUCGCCAUUUUGUCACAAGGGGAGGUAACUUACUAUGGACCACAAUCCGAGAUGGUACCGUAUUUUACCAGUAUCAACUACCCGUGUCCAACCUACGCUAAUCCUAUGGAUAUUUACAUUGAUGUAAGUAGUAUAGACAGACGAUCUCCUGAAAGGGAGGUAAGUUGUUCAUUACGAGUUACCAACCUUGUUACUAAAUAUAGACACUCCGAUCAGUAUCUCAGCAUGAUGGACAAUAUAUCACGUGGUACCUCUGACGUCACUAAACCAAGCUAUAUAUCUACUUCCGGUCCUGGAAUUGGUCGUAUUCUUUACACAUUGACUAGUCGAUUUUAUGUGAAUCUAUGGAGAGACAAGAUGAUGUUUGGGGCCAGAAUUGGAAAUUUCCCGCUCUUUUCUAUAUUUAUCGUCAUGUUUCUAGGCACGAUGACGUAUGAUCAACAGAGUAUCCAGGACAGAACUGGUCUUCUAUAUAAUUCUGUCAGUUCCCCACCAUUUAUUGCCAUUAUUAAUUGUGUCCAGAUCUUUCCACCAUUAAGAGAUGUAUAUUAUAGAGAAUGUCGAGAUGGUCUAUACAAUGUGGUGUUAUUUAUAUUGGCCUACACUCUUCAUAUCUUACCAUUUAUCAUCCUCUCCAGUUUUGCCUUCGCUUCUUGCUUGUAUUGGAUUUGUGGGUUACAGAACGAUGUUACUCUAUUUCUGAUGUUCGCGGCUGUUAUUACUAUGAUGCAUAUAACUGGAGAGUUUGUAACAGUGUUGAUUCUAGGGUUGUGCCAUAAUCCACAGAUAGCCAACACCAUCGCUAGUCUCUUUACAUCACUGUCUUGUCUCAUAUCUUCAGGCUUAAUCAGAUCGUAUGAAUCGCUGCCUUAUGUUUUAAAACUGGUAGCUACCGUGUCUUUGCCUAAAUAUGCAGCAGAAAUUGUAGUUGGAAACGAGUUCCACAAUCUGAAUUUUACUUGUGUUAAAGUUCUGUUUAUUUUGUUUUCAGAUGAACCUUGUGGUUAUCAAACUGGGGAGGCUUUUCUCGACGUUUUCUACCCAGGAGCUUUCGGCCAUGUUUCUAGAAAUUUUGAAAUAAUGAUCGGAUAUUUCUUCUUUAUUUUUAUCAUGUCUAUGGUAUCGUUUAAAAUCCGAGGUUUUCCUACACUUCAGUAG